AGGACCUGUUAGUUGUUUUGUGGUCAUCCUCUCGUACAUUGGUCCUCCUUUGCUCUUCGGCAGUCGACAAACUUUUCAACAAUGAUUUCCAUUACGGGAAGGAAGGUCAUAACAAUGCUGUUUUGCUUAGUGGCGUUGGGGAGCGCCACACCAUUACCUAGUGGAGAGUUUGGAGGUAGACUGCAGCAAACAUCACUCGAAACAAGAGAAUUUGAAGCCCCCAGUGGUACUGCUGUUGGACCUCGAGCCUUAGGUGCCAUUUCAGACUCCCUGCCACUGCUAGGACAGCUGCUAACAGAUACCAAUGGCACACCUAUGGAAAGGAUCAGCAAACUAUCCCUGAGUUUCCUGCCCGCAGCACGAAACAUAAUCGAAGCGAGGGCGCAAGAGGACAGCAACUUCGACAAGGACUACGCCCUGCAGCGCCAAGAAGCUGCUGAAAAGGUCGUCCCCAACAUCUUGCAAGGAAUCACGCAGUUCAUAAAUGGCCUUCCUCCCGCAACACCCGUUCCUGAGAUCUUCAUCCCUCCUGUGCGGACAUUUACCUUCGACAACCCUUCUGUUCCAGACCAGACAAUUGAGGGAUUCACCAUUCCAGAGACAGAAUUCUCACCGAAAAUUGUAAUUCCAGAUAUUAAAAUUCAGUAAAGAAAAAGACGAAAAAGAAAUCAUAUGUAUUUAAUUUACAAGAUUUAUGAAUCUUUAAGACGGAAAACAUAUAUCUAGUUUUCAAAACGGCGAGUAUGAGGCAAUCAAUGUUCAUUACGAGACACGAUGAUUUAAGGCCUAUUUUGAUUCAGCACCUACUAGUGUUAAGACGCUGAGAGCAAGACUGCCAGUGCCCAUCUUGGUGCAAAGUGAUUUAAGGCCAAGUGGCAGCCAGUAAAAUUUAGAUGAGUAACUAAACAAGGAUUGUAAGGCAAGUCUGGAUGAAGAUAGAGUUCCAAGAGAACAACUGGGAGGCUUACAUGUUGGUUUCAAUUUUUUUAUCACCUCCAAGUUCAUAAGAGUUGGGUCAAAGAGUUACAUGGGGGAUAAUACGUGAUCACAUUUAAAAACUAAGUGGAUGUAUACCAGAGAGACGCAUGGAACGAUCAACAGAUUACAUUAUCCUACAUUUUAAAGUCUACAAUCUCAUUCAUAUAAGUUAUAAUUGAGUUGUUGCUAUUUUAUGAUGAAGCAAAUGAUUGCCAAUUUUUCGCGUUUCCCCUUACCAAAGUUUUAAUGUAGUUAUAAACUAGCUGUUAAUAAACAUAAGGUAUGUAAAAAUAAACAGUAUUUCAGUA
Molecule: messenger RNA, 1286 nt
Organism: Macrobrachium nipponense
Lineage: Eukaryota; Metazoa; Arthropoda; Malacostraca; Decapoda; Palaemonidae
Exons: 2
Coding region: 82-648 (188 amino acids)
Source: RefSeq, a predicted model, not a curated record